GGGCAGGUGUAGCUGCCACAGCGGGACCAACACUCUGACCCCGCCAUGGAUGGCAGCAAGGAGCCCAGGCUCAGAGACUUCCUGAGUGGGAGCCUGGCCACCUGGGCGCUGGGACUGGCUGGGCUGGUGGGAGAGGCUGAGGAGCCUGAGGAGGAAGAGGAGGAGGAGGUAGAGGGGCCCUUGUGCCCCGAGAGGAGGUUCUUGCAUCUCAGCAGCGGGGCCCUGCUCCUCCGGGUGCUGGGCAUGAUUGCCCCCAGUUCCCGAGGGGGACCUCAAAUGGUCAGGGGCCACUGUGGUCCCGCAGCCACAAGGGUGCGGAACCUGAGCCACCUGUGGGGCUGCCUGAGGGACUUCUACCAGGAGGAGCUCCAGCUGCUGAUCCUGUCGCCGCCCCCAGACCUGCAGGCCCUGGGAUUCGACCCCUUCUCAGAGGAGGCGGUGGGGGAGCUGGAAGGCGUCCUUCGGCUGUUGUUGGGGGCAUCAGUGCAGUGUGAGCACCGAGAGCUCUUCAUCCGGCACAUCCAGGGCCUCAGCCUCGAGGUCCAGAGUGAGCUGGCUGCUGCCAUCCAGGAGGUGACCCAGCCUGGAGCUGGCCUGGUGCUGGCACUGGCUGGGCCUGAGCCCGGGGAGCUGGCGUCUCCUGAGCUGGAGAUGCUGUUCCGGAGCCUGAUGGGGACCCUGCUGAGGCUGGCGAGAGAGCGUGAUGCGGAGGCCCAGCGACUGGCUGAACUGCUGCUGGAGCGAGAGCCAGCCCCUGUAUUGCCUCAGGCUCCUGCUAGGACUCCCCCGGAGGGCCCUUCACACCAUCUGGCCUUGCAGCUAGCCAACACCAAGGGCCAGCUGCGGCGUCUGCGGCAGGAGCUGGAGGAGAAGGCCGAGCUGCUGCUGGACUCCCAGGCAGAGGUGCAGGGCUUGGAGGCCGAAGUUCGAAGGCUCCGCCAGGAGGCCCAGGCGCUGUCAGGACAGGCCAGGCGGGCCGAGCUGUACCGCGAGGAGGCAGAGGCGUUGCGGGAGCGGGCCGGCCGCCUGUCCCGCCUGCCGGAGGAGCUGCGACGCUGCCGGGAGCGGCUGCAGGCUGCAGAGGCCUGCAAGGGCCAGUUGGAGGAGGAGCGGGUGCUCUCCGGGGCCCUGGAAGCCUCGAAGGCUCUGCUGGAGGAGCAGCUGGAGGCUGCUCAAGAGCGCUGUGCUCGGCUGCAUGAGACCCAGCGUGAGAACCUGCUGCUUCGGACUCGGUUGGGCGAGGCCCAUGCGGAGCUGGAUUCUCUGCGGCAUCAGGUGGACCGGCUGGCACAGGAGAACGUGGAGCUGGAGCUGGAGCUUCAGCGGAGCCUGGAGCCACCACCCCCGCUCUCUCCUGGGGAGGAACCCCUGCCAGGAGCUGCCCCCUCGCUGCAUGAUGAAGUGAGGGAGGCAGAGGCUGGGCGACUGCGGGUUCUGGAGCUGGAGAAUCAGGAGCUUCGAGGUCUGCUCCAGGUGUUACAGGGGCAGCCAGAUGGCCAGCACCCCCUGCUGGAGGAGCAGAAUGAGGACUCCUUGGUUCCAGAGCUGGACCCGGCUCCCCAGACUUGCCUGGCCUCGGACCAUGACACCCAUGGCUUGGCUGGCCUGGUGGGGGAUGAAUGCCCCGAGGCCUCGGAUCUGGCUCCCUUGGUAUCAGGCUCAGUCCCUGAAGGACUUGCUGAGUGUUCCCAGGCAUCAGAUUCAGACCCACAGGGGAUGGAAAGAUCCCUUCAGAUGGCUGCCAUGGCCCCCCAGACCUCAGACUUGACCCCCCAGGAGUCGGGUCCUGCUGCGGAGACAAAGGAGUCCUUGGAGAAGGCUGGCCAUGGAGCCCCUCUCCAGACCUCUGCCUCUGUGGCUCCACUUCAGGAUCCAGAGAUCAAAAUCCAGGCCCACCUGAUGCCGGGAGGAGAGACUGGGGAGUCCGGGCCUGAGGCCCAGGGGCUGAGACAGGCAGGCCCCAAGAACAAGCCCGGACCCUGGGGACUCAGCCUCCGUGUUCAGCAGAGGAAGCAGGAGACCCCAGGCCAGGGGCUGGACCCACCCAAGGGGCAAACAGAGGCCAGAGAGCACGAACAGGGGCUGGAGGGGACGGUUGGAGGCCCAGACCAGCAAAAAAGACAGUGGAAGCUGGAAGGGGCUCCUGAGACCCAGGCCUGGGAGAAGCCCACCCCAGAGGAGACCCUGGCCAGUGGUGUCCCACAGCAGGGGGCUCUCAGGGAGGAGGUGGCACGGCUGAGGAGGGAGGCUGAGGCCUGUCAAGCUGAGCUGGAGGCCCUGGCCCGGAGGCUGGAGGCCCGAGGCACGGAGGCCACCCGCCUCUCUGAGGAACUGGCUCAGGCACGGAGCGCAGAGGCUGAGGCUCACCAAGAGGUGGAGGCCCAGGCCCAGGAGCAGGCCCGGCUACGGGAGGCAGUGGAGGCAGCUGGCCAGGAGCUGGAGGCUGUGUCGCGGGAGCGGGAGGCGCUGGCAGAGGCACUGGCAGCAACCGGCCGAGAGCGGAGGCAGUGGGAGCGUGAGGGGCCCAGGCUGCGGGCCCGGGCUGAGGCAGCUGAGGAGCGGCUGCAAGUGCUGGAGGCUGAGAGCUGCCGGCAUCAGCAGGAGGCCAACAGGGAGAGGCAGGCCCUCAGGGAGGAACUUGAAAAGGCUGUGGUACGGGGCCAGGAGCUGGGGGCCCGGCUGGAGCGUCUGCAGAGGGAGCUGCAACAGGCGGCUCAGGAGCGGCAUGAAUUUGUGCAGGACCAAGAGUUCCAGCAGCAGAGGUACCAGGCCCUGGAGCAGCGACUGGAAGCUGAGCUGCAGGCGGCGGCCACUGGCAAAGAGGAGGCACUGAUGGAGCUCAAGACGAGGGCCUUGCAGCUGGAAGAAGAGCUGCUCCAGCUGCGAGAGGGCCCUGUGGGGCUCAAGGAGCACACUGAUCCCAGGAUCACGGGGGCCCAGAGCGGGCGGCUCAUCGAGGUGGAGCGCAGUAAUGCAACGCUGGUGGCUGAGAAGGCAGCUCUGCAGGGGCAGCUGCAGCACCUGGAGGGGCAGCUGGGAAGCCUGCAGGGACACGCACAGGAGCUGCUGCUGCAGAGCCAGCGGGCGCAGGAGCGCAGCAGCCGCCUGCAGGCUGAGAAGUCUAUACUGGAGAUGCAGGGCCAGGAGCUGCACAGGAAGCUGGGGGUGCUGGAGGAGGAGGUGAGGGUGGCACGGCGGUCCCAGGAGGAGACCCGAGGACAGCAGCAGGCCCUGCUGCGGGACCACGAGGCCCUGGCACAGCUGCAGCGGCGGCAGGAGACCGAGCUAGAGGGACUGUUGGUCCGGCACCGUGACCUCAAGGCCAAUAUGCGGGCACUGGAGCUGGCCCACCGUGAGCUGCAGGGCCGGCAUGAUCAGCUGCAGGCCCAGAGGGCCAGUGUGGAGGCACAGGAGGUGGCCUUGCUGGCAGAGCGUGAACGCCUGAUGCAGGAUGGGCAGCGGCAGCGGGGCCUGGAGGAGGAGCUGCGGAGGCUCCAGAGUGAGCACGACAGAGCGCAGUCACUGCUGGCCGAGGUGUCCCGGGAGCGCGGGGAGCUGCAGGGUGAACGCGGGGAGCUCAGGGGUCGGCUGGCACGGCUGGAGCUGGAGCGGGCACAGCUGGAGGUGCAGAGCCAGCAGCUGCGGGAGUUCAACCAGCAGCUGGACCUGAGCACCUGCCGGCUGACCACCCAGUGUGAGCUGCUGACAGAGCUGAGGAGCGCCCAGGAAGAGGAGAACCGGCAGCUGCUGGCUGAGGUGCAGGCGCUGAGCCGGGAGAACCGGGAGCUCCUGGAGCGCAGCCUGGAGAGCCGCGACCACCUGCACCGGGAGCAGCGGCAGUACCUGGACCAGCUCAAUGCCCUGCGCCGUGAGAAGCAGAAGCUGGUGGAAAAGAUCAUGGACCAGUACCGUGUGCUGGAGCCUGGGCCCCUGCCCCGGACCAAGAAGGGCAGCUGGCUGGCAGACAAGGGUGCCCUUCACCAGCACCCGUGCGCCGGGCCCAAAGCUCCCUGUGCCUACGGGAUGAGACCCUGGCAGGUGGGCAGCGACGGAAACUCAGCUCACGAUUCCCUGUGGGGCGAAGCUCUGAGUCAUUCAGUCCCGGAGAUACGCCCCGACAGCGAUUCCGACAGCGCCGGCCAGGUCCCCUGGGCGCACUCAACUCCCAUGGCAAAGGACCUGGCGUGGGAUGGGAUGGCUCUGUUGAGACCCUGGCCGAACACGAAACAGAUGUUAACCGAGAGGGCCUCAAGGUGCAAGAACCGGAGAAACGCGCUCUGGCCCCUUCCCUCAGCCAGUGAGACCAAGACGACAGGGAGCUUGGGAGUGGAUUCUUCUCACUGCUGGAGUCUCAGUGGGGGCCCCAGGCAGGCCAGGAUUGUUGGAGUUAAGGACACCUGUGGUCAGUUCUUGGACAAGGAAGCCUGGGCCUCUGGAUCCCCCAAGGUCUGCACUAGGGUCUUGAGAUGGAGCUGGGGUGAACCUGUGGACCGGGAGAUGGCUGGCACCCACAGACAGCUCCUUGCCGCAGCACGGGGAUGAGACCCUCGCUGAGGAGGUGGGCCAUGGGGGACCCCCCCAGGAGGCAGGCCCGAGUGGGUAAGAGAGCUCCCUGCCCCGUCUAGGUGGGGAGCUGAGGACCAUUCCAUGGAGACAGUGGCCUGGGCCCGUCCCUGAGCCUUAUCUGGGUUGUGAGGCACAGGAGAAUAAAGCUGGGAUACAUUA
This is a messenger RNA of Manis javanica (Malayan pangolin), 4725 nucleotides long. It is a transcript of the gene CCDC88B, whose product is annotated as coiled-coil domain containing 88B. The record is from RefSeq and is a predicted model, not a curated record. Gene Ontology annotation, biological process: cytoplasmic microtubule organization; cytoskeleton-dependent intracellular transport. Gene Ontology annotation, molecular function: dynein light intermediate chain binding; microtubule binding. Lineage: Eukaryota; Metazoa; Chordata; Mammalia; Pholidota; Manidae. Gene Ontology annotation, cellular component: cytoplasm; centrosome.